UUUGACAUUGCAUACUAUUCUCAGAUGCUACAAGCCGAAGGUUUUACUCCCAGUCAGACGCAGGGUUUACUAGCACUUGUCGAGGAAGCUGUUAACGAAAGUUUGCUGACAGCAGUCAAAAGCAUGGUCACAAAGGAUGAACAAAGGGAAGCAGCAACUGAAAGUGAGCAGGACUUUCAACGCUUGCGUUCCGAAAUCCACGUGCUAGAGAAGAAGGAUUUUGCUAUUUUAAAAACCGAGCUGGAAAGGCUUAUUGCAGAAACAAGCCGCAUCAAGGGAUCUAUUCAAGAUGAAGUCAACAGAGUCCAUGGUGGUGUGCGUCUUGAUGUGAAUCUGGAAAAAGCUCGGAUAAAUGACGAGAUUGCCGAAUUAAAUCAAUUAGUAGCCAAUGCCGACACCAAGAUUGAUAAAGAGAUU
This is a messenger RNA of Batrachochytrium dendrobatidis JAM81, 417 nucleotides long. RefSeq lists its product as uncharacterized. The annotation marks the transcript as partial. The record is from RefSeq and is a predicted model, not a curated record. Lineage: Eukaryota; Fungi; Chytridiomycota; Chytridiomycetes; Rhizophydiales. Gene Ontology annotation, cellular component: mitochondrion. The transcript has 2 exons.